This is a messenger RNA of Seriola aureovittata, 3061 nucleotides long. It is a transcript of the gene gal3st4, whose product is annotated as galactose-3-O-sulfotransferase 4. Gene Ontology annotation, molecular function: galactosylceramide sulfotransferase activity. Lineage: Eukaryota; Metazoa; Chordata; Actinopteri; Carangiformes; Carangidae. The transcript has 4 exons. The record is from RefSeq and is a predicted model, not a curated record. Gene Ontology annotation, biological process: glycolipid biosynthetic process. Gene Ontology annotation, cellular component: membrane. Bases 690 to 2207 code for a protein of 505 amino acids.
AGUGCGGCAAAACAGAACGGAAACACACCCAGUGUGCCUUCAAAUUAAAGCAGGGACUUUGUCAUUUAAUACACGAACUGUUGUGAUGGAUUCUGUCAGGUCCUCUUCUCUCUCUCACCUGCACAGUGUCUCUCUCUCAGCAGAGACACACCUGACAGUGACGAGACUUUCUGAACUUCCACCUGUGAGAAGGUCAAACUUACAGGUGAAGCACUUGUGUUUAAUUGUGUGGUGAGGGUCAGGGUUAGUUAACAUCCUCAAUUAAAACCUGAUAAAUGGCGGGUACUAUAUAAACUGAUUCCUGUCCUGUCAGACAUCUAGAACAGUUUCCUCAGAGUUUGUAAAACCCUGGACUGUCUCUUUGCGUGGUCCGUCGAGACAUUUUAUUUUGGAAGCUUCCGGAAAUAGAGCCGCCCUCUCCUCACUCGCGCUCCGUCUUCACCGUCUGAGUGUCGGCCGUCAGCAGAAUAAACCUCAGAGCCGUCGGUGCACAGAAACGGGAUUUGUUUGAAGACUGGUUCAGGACUGAAGCGGCUCUCUGGUCCAGGCUCGGUCUGCGGGGCUGCUCCGGGUCCAUGGCCUGAUCUGUACCGGCGGCGGAUCGGCUGCAGUCGAAGCCUUCGAGAUGCUCCGAGCUCUCUGCAGCUGCACAAUAACACCGUCACCGAUACCGGCCCGGGGACACAGCUAUGCUUUUCAGACGGAGAGCCAGGAUGUUGCGGUGGCUGGUGUGUGGUCGGUUGGGUCCAGUGUGGAUGUGGAAAGCUCUGCUGCUCUUCGUGGCCAUUGCUUUUGCGGGUCAGCUGCUGGGGGUCAUCUUCAACAAGAGUGUCCAGCCAGCCGCUCGCUCCAUCUUCUCGUCCCCUGAUGCUCAGGGGCCGUCUCUGGGCUCCUGUCAGCCCUACACCCACAUCAUGUUCCUCAAGACCCACAAGACGGCCAGCAGCACGGUGCUCAACAUGCUGUACCGCUUCGGAGAGGAGCGCGACCUCCGCUUUGCCUUGCCGCUGGGCUACCAGCUGGGCUACCCGCUGCCCUUCAACGCUCACAGGGUCAAAGGUUACCGAGGUCCUAGAGCCAUGGAGUUCCACAUCAUGGGCAACCACAUGAGAUUCAACAAGCCGGAGGUGGAGAAGGUGAUGCCGGCAGACACCUUCUACUUCUCUAUCAUCAGGGACCCGGUCUCUCUGGCUGAGUCGUCCUUUGCUUAUUACAAAGAAGUAGCACCUGCCUUUCGGAAAGCCAAAGGUUUGGGUGACUUUGCCGAUGACCCGAAGAAAUACUAUGACCCUCGCCUCCGCAACAACCACUACGCCCGCAACCUGCUGUGGUUCGACUUCGGUAUGGACCACAAUGCUAAUUUCUCAGUGGCACUGGCUCAGCGCGGCGAGGCCAUGAUCCGCCGGGCCUUCAAGCUGAUUCUAGUGUCUGAGUACUUUGACCAGUCCAUGAUCCUGCUGAGACACGCCCUCUGCUGGCCGCUGGACGCCGUCGUCUCGUUCAGCCUCAAUGCUCGGCAGCAGAAGCCCAGCGGCAUCGGGGGGAUGAGCGGGAGCUGGGUGGGCAAAGCGGCGGCGGCGGCCGGCGUCGGCGUUAGAGGUGGACAUUCACAAGUCAAGACGCCGCCCAAUCUGUCACUAACGGAGGAACAGCGGGAGAAGCUGCGGCAGUGGAACGCCUUAGACUGGUACUUAUACAAAGCCUUCAACAAGACCUUCUGGGAGGAAAUCGAGAGGUUUGGUUUCGCUCAGAUGGAGCAGGAAGUAGCUCUUCUCAGGAUGCGGCGGGAAGACCUGGCCCGGGUUUGUCUCAGGGACGGCGGGAAACCUGUGGAGGCGCACCGGAUCCGAGACAAAAACAUCCGGCCGUUCCAGAGCGGACUAGUGAAGAUCCUGGGCUAUGAGCUCCAGCCGGGGCUGGACAACACCACCAGAACCGCCUGUCUGAGGAUGAUCAGGCCUGAGAUCCAGUACAAAGACGUGCUGGAUGCUAAACAGUUCCCACGGGCUCUGGCGGCCCCCGCCCAGCCGGGACAACAGAGCCAGGUGCGGAUGGUAAGACAGGACUCAUCCAGGACAGGAGACAGGCUGGUGGGGGGAGAGGCUGGAGGGAGGACGGUGGAGGAGGGGGAGAGAGACUGGGACGGAAGCCGUUUAAUACGGAGCAACCAGACUUUGAUAAGACAAGAACCAGGACGGUUGAGAUAGUCGGAGGUGAGUCCUGAACCUUUGAGCCGAGCGGUUUACACAGAGGAAAGAAAAGAUUCUCCUUUGCACCUUAACUUUUGGUCGUUUGCUUGUUUUCUGAAAAACUGUCUCUGCUCUUACUUAGUGUUAAUCCUUGUGGACUUGACCUUUGACCUCUGGGCGCCUGGAAUGCUUUCAUGGCUGCAGUAAUAAGCUGAAGGUUGCGUGUUCUGUCUCCUGCUGCUGUUGAUCUCUCAGUCGUUUGUGACAGAGACACAUGGAGUCGGUUUUAUUCCCUGCUCAUAUUAAUACUUUUAAAGUGCAGCCUCGGUUUGUGCCUCUCAUGUGGAACCGUCACAUGAGUCACUGAGCUGUGAAAAUACCUGGUGACCUUUGAAACACACAGGCAUCAAAAACAGUAGAUGAAGAUAUGUUCCGUCUGCGCAGUGAAAACUUGUUUAACGCGUUUCCAAGUCCAAACAAAGACAGUGUACAUAACACUUUAAAUAUCUGUCGUCUAUAUCGGUGGUUCCCAAACUUUUCCAACCCAUGGCCCACUUAAUCUCAAAAAUGUCGGUGGCCCACAUUUGACCCCGUAACAAAACAGAAGCCAAAUACUCUGACACGCCCUCAGAGCACUUUUGAUUUGAAUGAAUUCAGGAUUGGAGUGAAAGCAGGGGAAGCUCCGUUUUUCUUUCUUGUUUGACUUGUAGAUUCUCCUUCUGUCUCUUGACUCCUCUCAAUCCUUCCUGCUGCUAACCAGCUCUCCAUUUUGAUACUGCAGUUUUUACCAUGGAUGUGAUCUUUCUUUUCUAGCGCGCAGGUACAGGUAUAUGAUGUGGUCCUGUGGUGACAACAUAAAAGUUCCUAUAAUU